ACUCCUAGGCUCAAGUGAUCCGCCUGCUUUGGCCUCCCUGAGUGCUGGGAUUACAGGUGUGAGUCACCACACCCGGACUGAUUUACGCUUUUUAAACAUCACUCUGGCAGCUGUGUGGAGCCUGGACAUGGGAAUUGAUAGUGGAAGCUGGGAGAUGAACAAGUGGUUCAGGCAAGAGAUGAGAUUGGUUUGGACCAGUGUGGUGACAGUAGGAAGAAAGUGGGUGUGUUCUGGAGGCAGAGCCUAGCGGACUUGGUGGGGCCGAGGAUGCACAGAGAGGCUGUGGGCUUCUGCUUCAUUGAGGGGACUCUGCGACACCCACACUUUGAAGGGGAGCUUCCUACAUGUGUCUCCAUGCUGGGGGUUGCAUGAGAGGUGCCAAUAGACUAGUGCAAAUGGCAGGAAAAGGAGAUCCUUUCUUUCCUAGAGUCUCCUUUAUAGGUAGGAUUUCAGGAGCACUUUCUGUCCUCGAAAGCAAGUGCCUGGUGACACUGAAAUCUCCCACAGCAGACCUUGCUUUGGGGGAGAUGGGGGAAGCCGGUGGGAGAGGAAAAACCAGAGGCCAAGAUCACAUCUCAGCACCUCCACCCCCACGUGUGUUUGCAGUCCUGGAUUUCAGCUUUGGGAAAGGAGUCCUCCCUGUCCCUCUUGCUGAGUUUGCAAGGAGGGUGAUCCACGGGGCAAAAAACUGGCACAGUGCGGUCCCAGGCCUCGUUAGCCACUGUGACAGUGGGAGCUCGCUGGAGCAAGGAGGCCUUUGGAAGACUUGAUUUAAAGGAAAGAAGCUGCACUCACAAAACAGUGGCUUCCCUCUCAAGCCUAGUUAUUACAACAAUUAAGCCACCACAGAAUCUGCUCCCUAAUAAUAGCCUCCCAUGGGACAACCCUGACCCAGAAUAAUCCCUAGGCACUCUGGGGUGUUUCGUGGAGGACAGGGUUGGAUGGGGAAUUGGCUCGGUGCGGGGUGUAGGUCCGCAUGCUGACAUUCACCUGUUGGUCCCUGGGCAGUCAAGGAGUCCUUUCUAGGGCACCUUCCUUACUGUGUAGGGUCACUGCCUCUUUUCUAGGAGCCCUUCCUCCAGGACUCUCCGACCUGGUCCAAGGCUGCCAUGGUGUUACUAACUGGCACCCAUAUGGAUAACUAGCCACUGUGCUGAGGGCUUUAUGCUGUUCUUAUUUAUUCCCACCAGCUGAUUCUGGCCCACAGAUGUGUUUAGUUUGGCCUUUUCAAAGUGUUGUAAAAAUUCUGACUCAGUUGCCAACAUUUUAAAUUCAGGACAUUUGUGUAAAAAGCCAGUUCCAGUUUAUGUCCUCUGGGAGGAAAGUCUUUCCCAAGGUCCCUGGUCUAUGAGGAGAGGAGCUAGGAUUUGAACCCAUCACCCCUGAAUCUACAACUCCUGCUUUUAAUGCUGUGGGAGAUGCUGGCUCGGAAGUGCCUUCUUUGCAGGAAAUGAAGAGAAAUGGAAUUCGCAUACAGGAUUAUAAGAGAAAAUGGAUGGAAGAGAAGAGGCGAAAAUACUCCAUCAGCAGUGACAACUCUGACACCACUGACAGUCAUGCGACAUCUACAUCCGCAUCAAGAUGCUCCAAACUGCCCAGCAGCACCAAGUCGGGCUGGCCCCGGCAGAACGAAAAGAAGCCCUCCGAGGUUUUCCGGACAGACUUGAUCACAGCCAUGAAGAUCCCCGACUCAUACCAGCUCAGCCCGGAUGACUACUACAUCCUGGCAGACCCAUGGCGACAGGAGUGGGAGAAAGGUGUGCAGGUGCCCGCCGGGGCAGAGGCCAUCCCAGAGCCUGUGGUGAGGAUCCUCCCACCGCUGGAAGGCCCCCCUGCCCAGGCAUCCCCAAGCAGCACCACGCUUGGUGAGGGCUCCCAGCCUGAUUGGCCAGGGGGCAGCCGCUAUGACCUGGACGAGAUUGACGCCUACUGGCUGGAGCUGAUCAACUCAGAGCUUAAGGAGAUGGAGAGGCCGGAGCUGGAUGAGCUGACAUUAGAGCGUGUGCUGGAGGAACUGGAGACCCUGUGCCACCAGAAUAUGGCCAGGGCCAUCGAGACGCAGGAGGGGCUGGGCAUCGAGUACGACGAGGAUGUUGUCUGCGAUGUGUGUCGCUCUCCUGAGGGCGAGGAUGGCAACGAGAUGGUCUUCUGUGACAAGUGCAACGUCUGUGUGCAUCAGGCAUGCUACGGGAUCCUCAAGGUGCCCACGGGCAGCUGGCUGUGCCGGACGUGUGCCCUGGGUGUCCAGCCAAAGUGCCUGCUCUGCCCCAAGCGAGGAGGAGCCUUGAAGCCCACCAGAAGUGGGACCAAGUGGGUGCACGUCAGCUGCGCCCUAUGGAUUCCUGAGGUCAGCAUCGGCUGCCCAGAGAAGAUGGAGCCCAUCACCAAGAUCUCGCAUAUCCCAGCCAGCCGCUGGGCUCUGUCCUGCAGCCUCUGCAAGGAAUGCACAGGCACCUGCAUCCAGUGUUCCAUGCCUUCCUGCGUCACGGCAUUCCAUGUCACAUGCGCCUUUGACCACAGCCUGGAAAUGCGGACUAUAUUAGCAGACAAUGAUGAGGUCAAGUUCAAGUCAUUCUGCCAGGAACACAGUGAUGGGGGCCCACGUAAUGAGCCCACAUCUGAGCCUGCAGAGCCCAGCCAGGCUGGCGAGGACCUGGAAAAGGUGACCCUGCGCAAGCAGCGGCUGCAGCAGCUAGAGGAGGACUUCUAUGAGCUGGUGGAACCUGCUGAGGUGGCUGAGCGGCUGGACCUGGCUGAGGCGCUGGUCGACUUCAUCUACCAGUACUGGAAGCUGAAGAGGAAAGCCAAUGCCAACCAGCCGCUGCUGACCCCCAAGACUGACGAGGUGGACAACCUGGCCCAGCAGGAGCAGGACGUCCUCUACCGCCGCCUGAAGCUCUUCACCCAUCUGCGGCAGGACCUAGAGAGGGUUAGAAAUCUGUGCUACAUGGUGACAAGGCGCGAGAGAACGAAACACGCCAUCUGCAAACUCCAGGAGCAGAUAUUCCACCUGCAGAUGAAACUUAUUGAACAGGAUCUGUGUCGAGAGCGGUCUGGGAGGAGAGCAAAGGGCAAGAAGAGUGACUCGAAGAGGAAGGGCUGCGAGGGCUCCAAGGGCAGCACUGAGAAGAAAGAGAAAGUGAAGGCGGGGCCUGACUCAGUCCUGGGGCAGCUGGCAGGCCUGUCCACCUCAUUCCCCAUCGAUGGCACCUUCUUCAACAGCUGGCUGGCACAGUCAGUGCAGAUCACAGCAGAGAACAUGGCCAUGAGCGAGUGGCCGCUGAACAAUGGGCAUCGCGAGGACCCUGCUCCGGGGCUGCUGUCAGAGGAGCUGCUGCAGGAUGAGGAGACACUGCUCAGCUUCAUGCGGGACCCCUCACUGCGACCUGGCGACCCUGCUAGGAAGGCCCGAGGCCGCACCCGCCUGCCUGCCAAGAAGAAACCACCACCACCGCCGCCGCAGGACGGGCCUGGUUCACGGACGACUCCAGACAAAGCCCCCAAGAAGACCUGGGGCCAGGAUGCAGGCAGCGGCAAGGGGGGUCAAGGGCCACCUACCAGGAAGCCACCACGUCGGACGUCUUCUCACUUGCCAUCCAGCCCUACAGCCGGGGACUGUCCCAUCCUAGCCACCCCUGAAAGCCCCCCACCACUGGCCCCUGAGACCCCGGACGAGGCAGCCUCAGUAGCUGCUGACUCAGAUGUCCAAGUGCCUGGCCCUGCAGCGAGCCCUAAGCCUUUGGGCCGGCUCCGGCCGCCCCGCGAGAGCAAGGUAACCCGGAGAUUGCCGGGUGCCAGGCCUGAUGCUGGAAUGGGACCACCUUCAGCUGUGGCUGAGAGGCCCAAGGUCAGCCUGCAUUUUGACACUGAGACUGAUGGCUACUUCUCUGAUGGGGAGAUGAGCGACUCAGAUGUAGAGGCCGAGGACGGUGGGGUGCAGCGGGGUCCCCGGGAGGCAGGGGCAGAGGAGGUGGUCCGCAUGGGAGUACUGGCCUCCUAACUCACCCCCUUCCCUGUCCCGGGCCCUGCCCUGGUCCCCCAACAAGGCCUCAGCCCAGUCACAACUGCCAUUUCCAGUCUCUGCCGAGUGUCCCAGACCCUCGAGGCUGCCACUCCGUCGUGGUUUUAUUUUUAAUAUAGAGAGAGUUUUGAAUUCUACACUGUUGUCUUUCCUCUGUGCUGGUCUAGGAUGUUAGGAUUCCUUCCACGGCUCCGGCCACCAGGACCCUGCCAGGUCCCGUGCACCAUCCCUGCCCUGCCCACGUGGUAUUGCUGGGCCCCUGGCUAGAAGUGGGCAAGGUGGAGAAGAGCUCAGGACUCCAGCCCGCUGCCACUGGGUGACACAGACUGUCGUUUGGGCAUUAUUUCAUGGCAGUUGGGCUGGUCCAGGGCCUACCCCGCCUUGCCCCCAGAUUCCACUGGGGUCCAUUUGGGGGGUCCUGCUGCACUCCACCGAUCCCCAAGGAAGUAUAAUAAACAAUACCCAGCCAGAGUCUACUCACUGUCACAAGCACAACGAGUUUAUAUGAGAAAGCACUGAGGGGGUGCAGAGGGCCCGCUGGUUCCAGGGGAACUGAAAGCUGUUCCUGAUCAGCCCGUAUCAUCUGAGGCCUGCCUGCCCACCCUGCCACCCUCCCCUCCCUUGCUGCUCUGCCCCUGCCAGUGCCCAGCCCAGCGGCUCUGGGAAGGGGUUCCCAGAAUCCCUCCUGAGCUGUGCCAUUUACUCAGGGGACUCCCAAACAGCCAGCUGCCAGUGCAGGUGGAGGGCUGUAAGGGAGGGCCAGUGCCCAGACAGGGUCAUGGGGCUCAGACCAGCCCACUGUAGAGAAUCACUCUGGGGCUCCAACUUCCUUCCUUCCUUUGGGGCCAGUCUCGGCCGAAGUCUGGUCACUCAGACAGAGGUGACCAGACUAGACCGCUUGCCUUUUCAAGUUUCCUAGUCCUGCUAAGAGAUGAGCUUCUUCCGUGGUUUCCUUUUGGAAACUCCUCCUUCCAACAAGCAGUGGGAUCCCGGGGCCCAGGGCGGGCCGGUGUUGGCCGCUGGGGCUGUUGUAAGUCUUGCUGGAUGUUCCCCUGUUCCUGAGCCUUAACCCCUUGCCCAGCCAUCCCCCGUGUCCUGCCUUUCCCGCCCCCCCCCCUUAGGUCCCAGGUAGUUGCUCUGAAGAGUUUCAGUAGAGUGGCCCCAGGGUGAUAGCUCAGGGAACAACAAAAAAGGAAUUCCGUGAAAACAUUUUUUUUUCUUUGAUGAAUUACUCCUGGGUCACUUCCGCCACUGGUAAAGCCAGAACUUCUCCAACAAGAACCUUGCAAAAAGUCCAGUGAAUCAGUCGAAUCAUUCUGUGGAUGCCAAAGAAUAUUUUGACCAUAAUACAGCACAGCCUGGACCUGACAACUUGUCACUUGGACUUUUUUUAAAAUGGAGUUCUCUAGCAUCAAAGUAUAGAAACAUGUUCAUUGCACACACCCAAGGAGAAGAGCCCAAGCGCUCGGAAGAGGAUGCUUUUCUGCUGCUGAAGUGUACCUGGGUGUUAGAUUUCAGAUCCUGGGCUGAGCCCACUGUGAGCUUUCCUAAACUCUGAGAGUCACAGAGGGGAAAGAUACUGACAGUGAAACCAGCAUGGAAAAUGUCUUUACCAUGUGGUUCCCUCCUCCCCAAAUACAUAAAGCAAAUAAGCAGGAUGGGGAACAGCUUGACCUUCAUCCACCCCUAACUCCAAAACUAUCAAGGUACGACAGUGGCAUUGUCAUCGACACUCAGUUUCAUGUGAAUUUUAGCAAAACAGGAAACAAAGAUAAUGACUCAGUUCAGAGGAUCGGACAAAUGUGUCUAGUCCGGGUGGACUUGGAGGGAGUGGGGUGGGCUUCAAGGAUUCUGGGCGUUGGGAUGGCAUGAGCUAGCCCGUAGAGUUUAGUCUGCCUGCCCGCCUUGGUAGUAGUGACCAGUCAGUGUCAGCAUCAGUGUCUCAACCCCAGUCUCUGUUUACUGCCUUUGAACAGAACUUCUUCCUUCCCCAUGCUUUGGGUCACCUCGGGCUGCAACCCUGUCUGUGCCAGAUGGCCCAGUCUGACCCUGCAGGAAGCAAAGAGGUGAGCUUAAAGAACAACCAAACUGCCAGGGGUCCCGGAAAGCCCAGGGCCUAGCAGUCUCCGCACUUGGCCCCUUGCCCGUUCACACCAUCCUGGGGCAGGGACUGGGCCUCCCUGGUGGCAGGGGUGGGCGGAGAAUUAGGGAGAGGGUGCAACGAGUCUGGCCCCUUGCCUCGGGGUGGCUGGUGUUCUUCCAAGAGCCUCUGCUCAUGUUGUUGGCCUCUGGAUUCUGUUCCUUCUUCAUUGGCUAUUGCUUUGGACUGGACUGUCGCUGAGCCUGUGUCCUGCAGAACCCAGAUGUCUGUUAGGCUGGCUGGCUGCUGCGAGGGGAUGAGGGUGGCCUUUCACUUGGGGAGCCCUUUCACUCCCAGGCCAAGCCCUGGAGCAGUCUUCUCCAGGUAGCUGUCUCCACCUCCAGGAUGUCCACCAGGCUGCAAGGAGAAGGAUGCCAGCCACCCAUCCUCCCCGAGUUCCCAGCCUUUCCCCCGUUAGUCACAGCUGCUUCUCUCUUUUUCCGGUCUACUGUCCCCAGUGUAGAGGGCUUUGCUGCCCCUGAGACCAAGCAAGGCAGGUUCCUUUUCCAGGCCAGAGGCGGAGGUGGAUCUUUCUCUUGACCACGUCUCCCCACUCGCACUGCUCCUCCACAGGGAGGGAGAAGCUGCUCUGUAACUCAUUCUGGCUAUCCUCCCCCUUCUUACUGACCUGAUCGCCCACCACCUCCUUCCCCCUCAUCAUGUGACAAAGGAUAAUGUGCAAGAAAAGUAUUUUUAUGUAUCAUAAAUGUAUUUUGAGACAAAUGAGAAGAAGAAAGGUAGAAGGGUUUAUUUUAUUAAACGAGCCUGACUUUGUGACAGUGUGUGAGCAUUUGCAAUGUAAGGGCCUCAGCUUCCUUGGAGAAGCCACCCCAGGUUUCCAGACAAAGAUGUUGAAUUGUUUGUGGGGGGUGUGCCAGGCCACGCCUCGUGUGUCCGCGUGCAGGCAUGCCUGUGUGUCCUGUGUAUGGGCACACUAUGGGACUAGCUGGGACAAUUCCUAGAGAUUCAACUGCCCAAUUCUAACAAACAUUGGCAGUGGCUGAACUUGGCAUUUCCUUGCUAACUGCCAGAUGUGGCCAACCUCUGCCCAUGUGCAAACCACUGAAAAAUGAUCUGGAUUUCUGUAGCAAAGCCCUUGGGGAGGGCACUCUCCAAUGCUCUUGGCCUCGCUGGCCACAUUGGCCAAUGAGCCAGGGCUGGAGUCUGAGACCUUUGGUUGUUCUUUAAGGCACCUCCUGCCACUUUCUCCCUCAGAGGCACAAACACUUUGUGUUCCACGUGAGUUUGAGGGGACGGUGGGGGGAAUGAUAUGAAUGUCACAGGAGGAGACACCUUCUGUCUUUGUUUCAAAGAAAGUGAUGUGCCAUUUGUUAAUAUACAAGAGAAAUAUUGAAAAUAUAUUGAAAAGAGCAAUUUUAAAUUAUUUUUGGCUUAUGUUGCAAUAUUUAUUUUCUUGUAUUAGAAAAGAUUCCUUUGUAGAGAAAAAAUGUAUUUUUCAUUAACGCAAAGACCUAUUUCUCCUUUUUGUACAUUGUCCAUGUUCGCAACCCUUAACGAGCAAUAGAAUGUAUGGUCACCUGGGUGUGGCCAGUGCCCGCUGUGCCCUGCAUGAUUCUGUGUUGCCGCUGCUGCAUAGUUCCCAGCCCCAUCCUGUCCUGCUCACUCAUGGGGGCUUCCAGACCCCAGCCCCACCAGGGCUUGUGUCAUAGGGAGCCCUUUGCACUCCUCGUGUGUUGGCAAACGCAGUUAAUAAAGCAAUGUUUUCUGUGC
Messenger RNA from Cercocebus atys (sooty mangabey), 7892 nucleotides. It is a transcript of the gene JADE2, whose product is annotated as jade family PHD finger 2. The transcript has 12 exons. The record is from RefSeq and is a predicted model, not a curated record. Gene Ontology annotation, cellular component: histone acetyltransferase complex. Lineage: Eukaryota; Metazoa; Chordata; Mammalia; Primates; Cercopithecidae. Gene Ontology annotation, biological process: regulation of transcription by RNA polymerase II. The coding region runs from base 1451 to 4000 and encodes 849 amino acids.